AUGGAAGGAAGGAAAUGUGACGCGGUGGUUGCUGCUGCAUCCUCACCGCCAUGGAUGAAUCUUCCGAGAGAUGUAACCGCCAAUAUCCUACAGAGGCUGGGGGAAGAGGAGCUGCUGCGCAGCGCGCUGCUAGUGUGCUCUAGCUGGUGGAGGAUCAGCAAGGAUCCAGCCUUGUGGCGAGUGCUCAUUUUCUCAAACCCUGAUAAACAGAAUUGGCUGUACGAUUACGAUCUCAUGUGCCGCUGCGCAGUGGAUCGCAGCCGCGUGCAGUUGGUCGACCUCACCGUGCAGUACCACGGCUUCGACAUCAACUACAUCGCCAAUCGGUCACCAAAUCUCAAACGCCUUAGGAUUGGAGUUUGCUUUACCUUAGCAGGAUUCGUCAUAGCAAGAGUUUGCCCAGGUAGAAUAACUGCUAAACUUCCGCAGUUGGAAGAAUUGCACCUUACUAUUGACCGAGCUUUGAACUGCGAGUUCGUGCCAUUGGAAGGCGAUGAAUAUGAGAGUUUGGAAUUCUACCGGAAUCUGUGUGCUCUUGCAAUCAGCGUCAGCAUGCCUAAUCUGCAGCAUCUCCAACUCUUUGCACAUUGGAUUGAAGACGAAGGGCUUGAAGACAUCCUUGACGGCUGCCCACACCUUGAAUCACUUGAUGUCCGGCAAUGCUUUGUUCUCCUUCUUGAAGGAGAUUUGGAGAAGAGAUGCCGCCAGACGAUCAAACAUCUUAAACUCCCUAAUGACCCCGUCAGUGAUAGUGAUGUUCCGUGGCCUAACUGCGAUGGCUGCAAUAUGUUUGGUGUUGAUGCCUAUUCUGAAGUAUACGUAUACAAAUAUUAUGAAGACUCAGAAGCUUAUCAUCGUGAAUACGAAGAAGACGAGUUCUCAGACUAG
This is a messenger RNA of Salvia hispanica, 888 nucleotides long. Its product is annotated as F-box protein SKIP19-like. Gene Ontology annotation, molecular function: protein binding. The record is from RefSeq and is a predicted model, not a curated record. Lineage: Eukaryota; Viridiplantae; Streptophyta; Magnoliopsida; Lamiales; Lamiaceae.